This is a messenger RNA of Thamnophis elegans (Western terrestrial garter snake), 1853 nucleotides long. It is a transcript of the gene ADAD2, whose product is annotated as adenosine deaminase domain containing 2. The transcript has 8 exons. The record is from RefSeq and is a predicted model, not a curated record. Gene Ontology annotation, biological process: RNA processing; adenosine to inosine editing. Gene Ontology annotation, molecular function: double-stranded RNA adenosine deaminase activity; double-stranded RNA binding; tRNA-specific adenosine deaminase activity. Bases 238 to 1572 code for a protein of 444 amino acids. Gene Ontology annotation, cellular component: nucleolus; cytoplasm. Lineage: Eukaryota; Metazoa; Chordata; Lepidosauria; Squamata; Natricidae.
GCCGCGCCUACAAAGGCGCCGCUCCCGCCCCCUGUUGCAACCGGGCGCCCUCCGCAGGCGCCGCUCUCUCGCCCGGCGGGUGGCCGGGUGCCCCCCACUUCUGCCCCCGCCCGGCAGCCACCUCUUGGCUGGGGGAUAGUGGGAGUUUGGGUGGGGGAUUCUGGGAGUUGAAGUCCACCCAUCUUCCAAUUUGCAGAAAUUGCAGGAAAAAGAGGUGGGGGAAAAGUGGGGGGAGGAAUGGAGGGCGCGGACUGCGGGGAAGUGAGCCUUGCACCCUCCUCCUCCUCCUGCAACGGGCCGAGGCGGAGCCCCCCAUCCUGGAAGGAGGAGCCGCUCCCACCUGGCGCCCAGGAACAUCUGGACCGUCCCCGGGAGACUGCAGCGAGAGAAUCCUUCCAUCAAGACCGAUGUGCGGCAAUCACCGAAGCCGUGUGUGAAAGGCUUCUCAUGAAACAGCCGGCCUAUCGCGAGUGUUUGGGCAACGUGGCGGCCUUCAUCCUGGAGCGAGAGGUGGCCGAUGGCCAGGGCUCCUGCAAGGAGGCGUACGAACUGGUGGCCCUGGGCACAGGGGACGUCUGCUAUGGCGGCUGGAUGGAAUUUGAUGGACGGAGAGUCCACGACAUGCACGGCCUGGUGGUGGCCCGUCGAGCCCUGAUGAGAUAUUUUUACAAGCAGCUCCUGCUUCGGUGCAGCCAGGAUCCGGCGCGUUCGAACAGGGCAUCUUUGCCAGGCGGAAGACGGGGACCCCUCAGGUUGAAGCCCCGAUGCCAUCUGCACCUCUACCUGAGCCAAAUGCCGCACGGAGCAGUGAAAAAACUCUUCGCCCCCUUACUGAGGUCCAGCUCUUCGGUCGACCUGAACAUCCGCGUCCAGGGGCAGCUGAGGGCCGUCUCCUAUUGCAGCCCCACCCUGCUCUCCUCCCACGUCUACUGCGCUUCUGGCAGCGACAAGCUGAUCCGCUGGACUGUCCUGGGUGUCCAGGGAGCCCUGCUCAGCCACUUCCUUCACCCCGUGUACAUCACCAGCAUUGUCCUAGCUGACCCUUAUCCCAACUGCGACAUUCUCAAUCACGUCCUGAGCAAGAGUGUGCAGCUGGGACCGGAGGACGGCGUCCCCCAACCGUACCGUCACAAGAAGGUCUACCUCUUUGAAGGGCCCCUGGCGGCCCCCUGCGGCUCCCCGCCGGAAUGCGGCUCGCUGAGUCUCAACUGGUGCUCAGGAGACGAGAGGCUGGAAUGUGUGGACGGAGCUGUUGGGAAGGCCGAGAGGGACAUUGCAAACCCAGGAGGCGCGUCACGGCCGAGCCGGCUCUGCAAGGCCGCCAUGUUGAAAUCUUUCAGAAACGUGGCCCAGGAGAUGAAGAGAGAGGAUCUGGUGUCUCUAUCCACAUAUCAUGAAGCCAAGGUUCAAGCCACAACUUACCAGCGUGCAAAGCUCCAACUACAUAGCCACUUGAGUGUGCGGGAUUUGAGAGGUGGCCUCAAAAGCAGUUGGUGGACAGUUUUUGCAGAUAGACUGGCCUGGGCAGCUGAAGAUCUUCUCCAGCCAACGGAUAGGAGCAAGUUCCAGUGAGAUCUUGGUUUUCGAUUUUGUUCCCCAGAUGUUAGUAAGCUUCAACCUAAGUCUUGUAAAACUAGCUGGUUUCAACAAGCCGGGAAGUACAGGUGAACUACAGUUUUGGUUUCAGGCCUAAUGUGCAGAUAAGAUGAAACUCUGUUGGUGAGCAGAAACGUAGAACAGGGGUCCCCAAACUUGGAACCUUUAAGAUUUGUGGACUUCAACUCCCAGAAUUCCCAACCAGCUUCUGGGAGUGAAGUCCAGAAGUCUUCAAGGUGCCGAGCCUGGAGACCCCC